AUGGAGGAGGCAUUCGAUUGGGUGUCCGAUAAUCAAGGCACAGUCGCCUUAACAUGGGUUGCUGUUGUAUUCGCCACUGCUGUGUUGUGGUUCACGACAAAAGGAGAUUCCGAAGCUGCUGUCAACUUUGAAGUGCCACUUCCCAAGCAGUGUGAACCUGAUUGGCAAGGAGAGGUUUUGCAGGAGCCUGGAUUGAAGAUCUCAGGUUCUUCUGCUGUUCAAUGUUACUGCCCAGCAACAGGCGAAUUGCUCGGCGUCAUCAACCCUUCUACACCUGAUGGUAUCGACAGAGCCAUUGCACGUGCUCAAGAAGCCCAACACACUUGGGCUCUGACGACCUUCUCGCAACGUAGAAGAGUGCUCAAGACACUUUUGAAAUACGUGCUCACACACCAAGACGAUAUCGCUACAGCAGCAUGUCUGGACUCUGGCAAGACGCGCGUGGAUGCACUUUUUGGUGAAAUUCUGGUAACAGUCGAGAAGCUCAAGUGGACUAUCGACCACGGCGAAAAGGCUCUUCAACCCUCGUCUCGCCCCACCAACCUUCUCAUGAUGUACAAGUCCAACUCGGUCGUCUACGAACCCUUGGGGGUAGUCGCCGCCUGCGUGAGCUGGAACUACCCUUUCCACAACCUCCUCGGACCAAUCAUCUCAGCACUAUUCACCGGAAACGCCAUCAUCGUCAAAGGAUCCGAACAAACAGCCUGGUCCUCCAACUACUUUGUGGAAAUUGUCAAGGGCGCUCUUGUAGCUUGCGGACACAGUCCUGAGCUCGUUCACGCUGUCACCUGCUGGCCCACUACAGCCGAACACUUGACCUCGCACCCAGGAAUAUCACAUCUGACCUUCAUCGGCAGCAAGCCAGUCGCCCACCACGUCUGCACUUCAGCAGCCAAAUCUCUCACCCCAGUAGUCGUAGAACUAGGCGGCAAAGACGCAGCCAUCAUCCUCGACGCACCCCACCAAAAACCCAUGCCCGCUUCCGAACUCUCUCGCAUCGAAAGCAUAAUCAUGCGUGGAGUCUUCCAAUCAGCUGGACAAAACUGCAUCGGUAUCGAACGCGUCGUCGCCAUGCCUCUAGCUUACGACUAUCUUCUCUCCGUCCUUCCUCCCCGCAUCCGCUCCCUACGCUUAGGAAACUCCCUCCACUCUCUCGACAUCGACGUCGGUGCCCAAGUCUCUCCCGCCAACUUCGGUAAACUGGAAUCACUGAUCGCAGAAGCCGUGUCCCAAGGCGCCAUCCUUCUCGCCGGCGGAAAACGCUACAAUCAUCCUGAAUAUCCCAGCGGUCAUUACUUUUCCCCCACGCUUCUCGCGGAAGUGACGACAGACAUGCGCAUCGCCAAUGAAGAAUGUUUCGCCCCGAUAUGUCUUCUCAUGCGCGCAGAAUCACCUUCCCACGCAAUCGAAAUCACAAAUUCCACAAUCUAUGGCUUGGGCUGCUCGGUCUUCGGCCCUUCUUCCUCUCCUCUGCAUUCCGUCGCUGCUGGCGUCAAAACAGGUAUGGUCGCCAUAAACGAUUUCGCAGCAUACUAUGCCGUUCAACUCCCCUUCGGCGGCGUCCGGGGUAGUGGGUAUGGCAGGUUCGCGGGAGAAGAAGGAUUGAGGGGUUUGUGUAAUGGAAAAAGCAUUUGUGUGGAUAGGUGGGGGUGGAUGGGUGUCAAGACUGCUAUUCCUGCUGGAUUGGACUACCCUAUGAGGGAAACGGCUUGGGAGAUGGGAAAAGGUGUCGUGGAGCUUGGGUAUGGAGAAAGUUUGCGACGUAAAAUCAGAGGGUUGAGGAGGAUGAUUGGGGGUAUGUGA
Molecule: messenger RNA, 1803 nt
Organism: Aureobasidium pullulans EXF-150
Lineage: Eukaryota; Fungi; Ascomycota; Dothideomycetes; Dothideales; Saccotheciaceae
Product: ALDH-like protein
Exons: 3
Coding region: 1-1803 (600 amino acids)
Molecular function (GO): aldehyde dehydrogenase (NAD+) activity
Source: RefSeq, a predicted model, not a curated record